CCCAUAUAUAUCUAUAGCCACCACUCACCCGUCUGUAUCAGGAAUGAAAAAAAUACCUUCAUUUUUCUCUCUCUAAACCAAUUUCCGGCUCGACUUCGGCAGUAAUAAACAAUAAUUUUUCAAAAAGAUUUGCAUUCGCUCGCUGAUCGCCGCGGGAUUUGGAUUGGAUCUGCAGCGUAUAGUCGUACUAUUAAGAUUCUGGGCAUGGGCUCUGCUUCAGUUGCUGAUUUAAUAGAGGCAUCCUCUGGCGUGCACUUUUCUGGACGUCUUAUUGAUAGAAAGCAACAAAAUGGACAUACAAGGAGAUUGAUGUCAGAAACUGAAAAUUUUCAUAAACAACCUUUUGUCAUUGGGGUUGCUGGUGGUGCGGCCUCUGGAAAGACUACAGUUUGUGAUAUGAUCAUUCAUCAACUUCAUGACCAGCGAGUUGUUCUUGUAAACCAGGAUUCUUUUUAUCAUAAUUUAUCUUCCGAGGAACUUACACAAGUACACGAAUACAACUUUGACCAUCCCGAUGCAUUUGAUACAGAGGAACUUCUAAGCUCAAUGGAAAAACUGAGGCAUGGGGAGCCUGUAGAUAUUCCAAAAUAUGACUUCAAGAGUUAUAAUAAUAAUGUGUUUCCACCAAGAAGGGUUAACCCUUCGGAUGUAAUCAUUUUGGAAGGAAUUCUUGUUUUCCAUGACCCUCGCGUUCGAGAACUGAUGAAUAUGAAGAUCUUUGUUGAUACAGAUGCUGAUGUUCGUUUGGCGAGAAGGAUAAGGCGUGAUACAGCGGAGAAGGCUAGAGACAUAGCUACAGUACUUGAUCAGUAUUCAAAAUUUGUAAAGCCUGCUUUUGAUGACUUCAUACUUCCUACAAAGAAGUAUGCUGAUAUCAUCAUCCCCAGAGGGGGUGAUAAUCAUGUUGCCAUCGACUUGAUCGUACAACAUAUUCGCACAAAGCUUGGUCAGCAUGAUCUUUGUAAAAUAUACCCUAAUUUAUACGUCAUCCAGUCAACAUUUCAGAUACGAGGCAUGCAUACAUUAAUUCGAGAUGCUAAAACUACAAAGCAUGAUUUUGUGUUUUAUGCUGACCGAUUGAUUCGUCUGGUUGUUGAACAUGGUCUGGGACAUUUACCAUUUACAGAAAAGCAGGUGACCACUCCAACUGGAUCUGUGUAUAGUGGCGUUGAUUUCUGCAAGAGGUUAUGUGGUGUCUCUGUCAUCAGGAGUGGUGAGAGUAUGGAAAAUGCUCUUCGGGCAUGUUGUAAAGGCAUAAAAAUUGGAAAGAUUCUCAUUCAUAGGGAAGGUGACAAUGGCCAACAUUUAAUUUAUGAAAAAUUACCCUCAGAUAUCUCCAAUAGGCAUGUAUUACUUUUGGAUCCCAUCCUGGGCACAGGAAACUCGGCGGUGCAAGCUAUUUCUUUGCUCAUAAGUAAGGGUGUUCCAGAGCCUAAUAUUAUAUUUCUCAAUCUCAUAUCAGCACCUCAAGGCGUACAUGUGGUGUGUAAACGCUUUCCAAGAAUAAAGAUUGUGACAUCUGAAAUUGAGAUUGGCCUGAAUGAAGAUUCCCGUGUGGUGCCUGGUAUGGGUGAGUUUGGGGACCGGUAUUUUGGAACCGACGAUGAUGAACAAGUGCGGGCCUCUCCACAGUAGUUGCUCUUUCAAGUAAUAAAACACCCCCACGAACACAAAAAUCAUAACCAGUCGUGGGUUGUGGAGAGAGAGAGAUCUUCUUGCCUCAAAAUAAUGUGCUUAGAUUAUAGGAUGCGUUUCACGAGGUCUUUAGAAAGAAAUUAUGACUCAUAAGUGCCUUAUAUGGAUACAAACGCCACGCCCCAUAUUAUUAUUAUUACUAUUAUGAUUAAUAUUGAUUAUUAUUACUA
This is a messenger RNA of Cucurbita moschata (crookneck pumpkin), 1865 nucleotides long. RefSeq names its product uridine kinase-like protein 3. Gene Ontology annotation, molecular function: ATP binding; kinase activity. The coding region runs from base 205 to 1635 and encodes 476 amino acids. NCBI's taxonomy places the organism in Eukaryota, Viridiplantae, Streptophyta, Magnoliopsida, Cucurbitales, Cucurbitaceae. The record is from RefSeq and is a predicted model, not a curated record. The transcript is spliced from 16 exons. Gene Ontology annotation, cellular component: cytoplasm.